GGCUCAGCCCUCCUAUCUCGAUUGCAUCCGACGAACCCGGUGGAGAAGAAAAAGUUCCAAAGACGAACGUUCGAACAUUCGAAAAGGGAAGAAAGUUCAUGGGGACAUUCCAUCGUUUGCAGUAAAUUAAAAAAAAGGAGAAAGGAAAGAUUUCGAAAUUAUUUCCUAAAUUUAAUAUUUAUUCACAGAAAGUGCAGUUCGCAAUCUUUUAAUUUCUCUCUCUUUUGGAAGAGCGAUUUUCGUCAUGAAAGUUCUUGUUUUUGCGCUCCUUUUCUGCCUGGCAAUCAUGGCUUCGACAACGCCGAUUUCUCAGUUUGAAGAUCCAAGAAUAGAGGAUGACAUAAAUUUACUUGAAUCUGUGCCACUGGAAGUAGAUGAAGAAGGCCAAUGCGUAUUCGUAAAAUCCGAGGAGGGACUUUACUCUUUCACCUCCCCUGGAACGGGCGACCAAGUCUGCGGAUUGUACAUCAUAGCGGAACCCGACAAAGAAGUCGAAUUUGAAUUCCAGUCCUUCGAUAUAUCCUGCUCAAAAGGAGGACUUAUCAGCGUCAUCGAUGGCUGGGAACUGAACGGGCAGUUCUUCCCAAGCCCACACGACCACCCCCUGCCUGCCGAAAGGAGAUACACGGAAUUCUGCGGAAAAGCGAAACCCAGGAAAAACUUCCGGACGUCCCAGAACGUCGGCCUCAUAGAAUUCCGAGUCCCGACCAAAGGUCAAGGUUUCUCAGUCUUCGUGCGAUUCCACUCUAAUCCGAAACCCUGCAACGCUGUUCUCCAAGAACCCCAGGGGGCCUAUACUCUACGGAACUACAAUCGCAAGUCCAACUGCAGCAUCUCUGUCAUUUUCCCUCUCACGGUCAACAUCCUCGCAGUUUCGGUGGGAGUGCAGAGCGGGUGGCCACAAAAGACUCUUGACUUCGAAACGGGACUCCUCACUAAGUGCCAUAAGAGGGGCAUUCAUGAUUAUGUAGAGAUUCGUGGAGGUGAUGGCCUGGAUCCUAAUCUCAUGAAAUUGGCAGUCGAUUAUUGCGGACUCAAAUCUCGUCCAAGUGAGCAUCCAAUCAGCGUGGCUUGCGGGAACACAGCUAUCCGCCUGGUCUCCAGCGGCCACUUCGAGAAUUCCGUUACUUUCACUUUUGGAAUACCGACGGAUUUGUCCUCUCUCGAUCUGAUAUGCCCCUCCUUCCUCUCGGCACUGUGAAGCCAUGAGGUUUUCACAUUCUGUAUGGAUACGUUUCAUCCAAGUGAUUUCACAUCCUCAAAACCUUUCGCCAAAAUUAAAGAAAAAUACUUUUAAUACUACUCGGAUAAAUGGAAUAUAUGAAGAGAAAAAAAUCCAGUAAUUUAUUUCAGACUUUUCGUCAUGUAAUGAUUCUAAAUUUCUUGUAGCACAUUUUGAACCAGUAUUUUUUACGUUGUCGAACAUCUCCAGACAUUUUAAGCAAACCUUUAUUUCCAGCGAUAGAAGCAUGUGUAAACGUUGGUUAAAAUUCAAUGUCUUAGUAAAUACUCUUUUGUGGAUGCAUUAAUUUAAAGCACAUGUUUUAAGCAUUGAAUAUAUAAAUGUUCAUCCUGUUACUAAUGUUUACUUUCAAAUAAUUCAUUCUAGUCAUUACGAGAAGUAUUUAUUGUUUUGUAACUUUAUCGUACAGUUAUCAAUUUUUUAGAAUCCUGUCCAUAGUGCGACGUGCUGGUUCUGCAUUAUACGUCAAUCUGUGUAUGUAUUUGCGUUAGACUGUUUGUUCUGAGUUACUGUUUUAUUAAAAUGUUUCUUGAUUUUCAUGAUAAAGAAAGCAAUUUGCAAA
This is a messenger RNA of Argiope bruennichi, 1805 nucleotides long. RefSeq names its product corticotropin-releasing factor-binding protein-like. The record is from RefSeq and is a predicted model, not a curated record. Gene Ontology annotation, biological process: negative regulation of corticotropin secretion; negative regulation of corticotropin-releasing hormone receptor activity; hormone-mediated signaling pathway. Gene Ontology annotation, molecular function: corticotropin-releasing hormone binding. The transcript is spliced from 8 exons. The coding region runs from base 245 to 1201 and encodes 318 amino acids. Lineage: Eukaryota; Metazoa; Arthropoda; Arachnida; Araneae; Araneidae.